AUGCUCUCUUCCUCUCUCUAUCCUGAUGGAUUCACUUUCCCAUUUGCUUUCAAAGCAUGCGCAAGUGUCCGAGACAUUGGGCUCACGCGCCUGGUGCAUGGCCAAGCCGCUGUCUUAAGCCUCUCGCGUGAUGGCCUUGUUGGCACUGCACUCGUGAGUGCAUAUGCGCGUUGUUGUGCACCGGAAGAUGCGACUAAAGUGUUUGAUGAAAUGUGUCGGAGAGAUGGGGUGGCUUGGACAGCAUUGGUUUCAGCCUAUUCGAUGAAUGGGUGGGCUGAUGAGGCCUUUGAGGCAUUUGGGAAAAUGAUGGGUUUGGGUUGUGUUGUUGAUUCAGUGACUCUUUCGAGCUUGCUCUUGGCUUGCACUAGGGAUCUUUGGCGAGCCUGUCGGGUCCAUGCAUUUGUGGCUAAAGCUGGGUUCGAGUGCUAUGCUUCGGUUUGUAACAGUCUUAUAGAUGCAUAUGCAAAAUGUGGAGCUUAUGAUGAGGCCAUGAGGGUUUUUAGAAGCCAGAGCUUUACCAAAGAUGUUGUUUCAUGGAACACUGUUAUUGCAGGGCUUGCUUUGAAUAAACAGUCAGAUAAAGCACUCGCUGUGUAUGAAGAGAUGACAGGGGAGGGUGUGAAGCCAAAUCGUAUAACUUUGCUCUCACUUCUUCCCGCUUGUGGGGAGUUUGGUUGCUCGAAAACUGCUAAAAUAGUGCAUGAGAGCUUUGCAAAUGACGCCUGGUUUGAUGUGGAGGCCGAUGUUGUAGUAGCAACUGCUCUGAUUCAUAUGCAUGCCAAGUGUGGGAACAUGGAGCUUGCUCGUGACCUCUUUGAAAAGCUCGAGAGGAGUAAAAGAAAUGUCGUUUGUUGGAGCGCCAUGAUUGCAGGAUAUGAACAGGGAUUUAUGCCUGAGGAAUCUCUGAAACUCUUCGAUAGAAUGGUUGAGGAGGGAGACUCAAAGCCCAACUCGGUUACGAUUGUGAGCGCCCUCUCUGCAUGUGCUCAGCUUGGGGUGUUACAGAGAGGGAGAAUGAUUCAUGGUUAUGCUGAGGCAAAUGGGCUCGACUUAGACCCAACUGUUGCGUCUGCAUUGAUAGACAUGUAUGGCAAGUGUGGUGAUAUGGGCAUGGCAAGAGAGAUUUUCUCAAAAAUGGCCAUUGGCAAGAGAACCAUUGUGUCAUGGACAUCCAUGAUGGGCAUUGAGGGCUUGCAUGGGCAUGGAAUGCAAGCAGUCGAGCUCUUUAAUGCGAUGAUAGGUCAUGGUGUUCGCCCCAACGAGGUGACAUUUGUGUGUGUUCUCUCGGCAUGUAGCCACUCAGGCCUUGUUGAUGAUGGAUGGAAUUGCUUUGAUAGCAUGAUCAAGGAUCAUGGCAUUGAGCCCAAUGCAAGACACUAUUCAUGUAUGGUAGACCUUCUUGGACGUGCAGGCCGGCUUGAAGAGGCCCAUAAGCUCAUAAUGAGCAUGGCUAUUGAGCCGGAUGCAUGUGUAUGGGGUGCCCUUUUAGGUGCUUGCAGGCUCCAUGGGGAAAUUGGGCUUGGUGAAUUGGCUCAAGCUAAGCUUUUCUCUCUCAAUACAGAUGGCAUCGGUCAUCAAGUGUUACUUGCUACAAUGUAUGCUUCAGCUGGGAAAUGGGAUGAUGUUAUAAGAACCAGGGUACAACUAAAACACAAAGGGGCAAAGAAGAUUGCUGGUUUGAGCUUCAUUGAGAUAGGGAGUAAGCUCCAUGCUUUCAUAGUGGAAGAUAGAUCACACCCUGAUUCAGACCGGAUUUACAGAGAGUUGGAAGCUUUGGAUCGAAAAGUUACAAAUCUGGGCUAUGUACCUGAUACAAGCUCUGUGGUGCUAGACAUGGAAGAGUGUCUGAAGAGACAAGUGCUCAAGUAUCACAGUGAGAGGUUGGCCAUGGCUUUCGGGAUUUUAAGAACUGGUUCUAGUGAGCCCAUUAGGAUAACCAAGAACCUACGAAUAUGUGGAGAUUGCCAUGUCUAUACCAAAUUCGUCUCGAAGGUCACAGGGCGAGAGCUGAUCAUCAGGGAUGCUCGUCGAUUUCACCAUUUCAAGGAUGGCUUGUGCUCUUGCAGUGACUAUUGGUGA
Amborella trichopoda is the source of this 2079-nucleotide messenger RNA. The record is from RefSeq and is a predicted model, not a curated record. Lineage: Eukaryota; Viridiplantae; Streptophyta; Magnoliopsida; Amborellales; Amborellaceae.